Molecule: messenger RNA, 633 nt
Organism: Saprolegnia parasitica CBS 223.65
Lineage: Eukaryota; Oomycota; Saprolegniomycetes; Saprolegniales; Saprolegniaceae
Exons: 1
Coding region: 55-633 (192 amino acids)
Source: RefSeq, a predicted model, not a curated record
GACGGCGGCGUCCUCCGCGAAGUCGCCAAGCACCCGAGCGUCGAGAAGAUCGUCAUGUGCGAGAUCGACCCGAUGGUCUGCGAUGUCUCCAAGAAGUUCUUUGCCGACACGGCUCGCGACGACGUUCAACGACCCGCGCCUCACGCUCAUGCACGACGACGCGGCGGCGUUCCUUCGCAACGGCGACUGCGGCAAGUACGAUGUCAUUAUCGUCGACUCGUCGGAUCCGGUCGGCCCCGCCGAGGUCCUCUUCCGCUCGGAGUUUUACGAAAGCAUGAAGAACGCGCUCAACCCGAACGGCAUUGUGUGCACGCAGGGCGAGUGCCUCUGGCUCCACAUCGACUUGAUCGCCGAUGUGCUCAAGCGCGUCGGCGGGUACUUCCCGACGGUCCAGUACGCCUACACGACGAUCCCGACGUACCCGUCCGGCCAGAUUGGUUUUGUGCUCUGCUCGCUCGACGAGUCGCCGAACGCGCUCAACAAGCCCAAGCGCAUCGUCGACGAGAAGACGGCCGAGAGCCUCCGCUACUACAGCUCCAAGAUCCACGAGGCCGCGUUCGUGCUGCCGUCGUUCGCCGAGAAGAAGAUCGCGCCGGUCCGCAAGACCACCGUCUAACACCCGCCACAUUUUGA